AUGUUGAACGCGCGGUCCGAACCGUCGUUCCCGAUGAUGCGAACCACUGUCGCGCUGUGUAAAUGGGUAGGUCUCUGGGAUGAAACAAAGCGUAACCGACCCGGGUGGCCGGCGUUAGUACUAGUUGCGUCGCUUAUUCUGUGGUACAUCGUUCCCAGUAUGAUUUUCAUGAUACGCCAAGAAAAAGUUCUUCUAGUCCAGCUGAAACCCACCCUGGAGCUGUUCGCCAUGAUCAUCUUUGUGUUUCGCUUAUUGACACAUAUCGUUUAUCUGGAUAAGUUGCAGAGUUGUUAUCACGGAAUUCGUGGUGUUCUAAGUGAAUUCGUCGAUAGUUCGUUUGAAGAUGUGAGAAAAAUUCUGGCACAUUUGCAGUUGUCAUCCGAAAGGCUUGUGAAAUAUUAUACUUGUGGUGUACUGCUUCAAGCGUCAAUCUACGGAUGGGUUCCAGCCGUUAUUACUAUCUUCAGAUACGCAUUUGGGUUGGAAAUUAUCGCAUUUCCAUCAACAGUGCUGGAAGCAGAUUUUGUUUUCUUCGAUCAGAAGUCUAGCUUUUGGAUAUGGCUUCCGGUGAUGAUCACUUCGCUGGCGGUCCAAUAUUUGAUGCUUGUCAUCAUAUCAACGAACGAGUGUCUACUGUGGAACCAACUGCAUCACGUGUCCUGUACGUUUAAACUUAUCGCGGCCGAGAUUAGAAUGCUUGACCACUGGAAGGAUGCGGUCGGUUUUCGGCUGAAACUUGCCAGCAUUGUGUCGCACCACGAGUCCUGUUAUGGAAGUGCCCGACUACUUGAAAGCAGCCUCCGUCCGGUGAUGGCAAUUCUAUACUGCUCCUGCGUCUUUCAAACCUGCUACAUCAUGUUUGUCGUCAGUAUUGUGAAAGAUUACAUUCUGAUUGGGUCCAUGAUAUUCGUGCUGAACUAUACUGUGUUUGUAAUAUUCACGUUUUCAAUGUUGGGAACGGAACUAAUGGAUGCUAGUUCCGCUGUAUCCGAUGCCAUUUACAACUCGCACUGGUACAAACGAUCUUACCAGGAUCAGCGACUGCUUCUAUUUAUGUUAAGCAGAUCUCAAAAGGCGGUUUUUAUUAGUGCCGCAAAAUUUUUUCCCAUCACCCGAGCAACGUUUGGUGGGGCUAUGAAAUCCGCCUUUUCGUUUUUCACCGUAAUGCAACAAUUUUACAGAGACGAUUGA
Molecule: messenger RNA, 1191 nt
Organism: Sabethes cyaneus
Lineage: Eukaryota; Metazoa; Arthropoda; Insecta; Diptera; Culicidae
Exons: 6
Coding region: 1-1191 (396 amino acids)
Biological process (GO): sensory perception of smell; detection of chemical stimulus involved in sensory perception of smell
Cellular component (GO): plasma membrane
Molecular function (GO): odorant binding; olfactory receptor activity
Source: RefSeq, a predicted model, not a curated record